Felis catus (domestic cat) is the source of this 557-nucleotide messenger RNA. It is a transcript of the gene NDUFA2, whose product is annotated as NADH:ubiquinone oxidoreductase subunit A2. The transcript is spliced from 3 exons. Lineage: Eukaryota; Metazoa; Chordata; Mammalia; Carnivora; Felidae. Bases 139 to 438 code for a protein of 99 amino acids. The record is from RefSeq and is a predicted model, not a curated record.
AUGCUUUUAAGGCAUUGGCUAAACUUUAGCCUUCCCCCCUGCGUCAUCUAAAUAUCGCGGGAACUGGAGGGUCCGCGAUUGGUCGGAUUAGAGAACAUGACCGGAAGUCCUAGGGCGGGGAGUUAAGCGCUAGCGGAGAUGGCGGCGGCUGUAGCCAGUCGCGGGAUUCGGGCAAAACUGGGCCUGCGUGAAAUUCGCGUCCACUUGUGCCAGCGCUCGCCUGGCAGUCAGGGCGUCAGGGAAUUUAUCGAGAAACACUAUGUGGAGCUGAAGAAGGCGAACCCUGACCUGCCAAUCCUAAUUCGCGAGUGUUCCGAUGUGCAGCCCAAGCUCUGGGCCCGUUACGCAUUUGGCCAAGAGAAGAAUGUCUCUUUGAAUAACUUCAGUGCUGAUCAAGUAACCAGAGCCAUGGAGAAUGUGCUAAGUGGCAAAGCCUGAAGGUGAAGCCUCCACUGAUUGUUAAGAGCAACAGCCCCAAAGCUUGGACUAUGCUGGACUGAGUAAAAUGUGGGGAAAAUGUGUUCUUCUGUUAUUUAUAAAGCUUGUGCUGAAAAAUA